AUGAAGUCAUCCUUACUCGCGGUUGCACUCUUUUCUCCCACUGUUCUUGCUUCAUAUAGCUUGGUCAAAGAGUAUUCCGGAUCUAACUUCUUCAAUGGUUGGGUCUUCUACGGGAAUUACGACAACACGACUGAGGGUGAUGUCGAAUACGUGAACCAGACCGCUGCGAUGAGCGACAAGCUCGCGUAUGUCACCAGCGGCGGACAGGCCAUCAUCAAGGUAGACAACACCUCCCUCGUGCCGUACAACGACAAGCGCAAUUCCGUCCGUAUUACAACGGAAGACUACUUCUCCGCCGGCAGCGUCAUCCUCUUCGACGCAACUCACCUUCCGUACGGAUGUUCCGUGUGGCCCGGAUUCUGGACCAAAGCCGCGAAGUGGCCUGAAGGCGGCGAGAUUGACAUCGUCGAGGGCAUCAACGGCAUGACGGCCAACCAGGUGGCUCUCCACAGUACUGCAGGGUGUAACUCGACAAGCACCGCGAAUGCCACCGGCACGAUUGGUAGCACAGAUUGUUCAGCUGCCGCCGGGUGCACCUACUCGAUCAACCAGGCGAACAGCUACGGCGCCGGGUUCGCCUCUGUGGGCGGAGGUGUCUACGCGACUCUCUUUGAAGACUCUGGUAUCUCCAUCUGGUUCUGGCAGCGCUCCUCGAUCCCGUCUUCUGUCACCAGUGCGAACACAUCCGUCGACACCUCCGACUGGGGCACGCCCGCUGCGUAUUACCCUAGCUCAUCGUGCGACAUCACCCAAUACUUCGAGCCCCAACAACUCGUGCUUGACAUUACGCUCUGUGGUGAUUGGGCGGGCCUUACGUCGAUCUACCCCGAGACGUGUCCCAUCGAUGGCGGUCUCCCGGCCAACGCAUCCUCUUGCUACCUCCAAAACGUAAUCAACAGCGGCAACCAGACCGCCCUCUCUGAGGCGUACUUUGCGAUUAACUAUAUCAAGACGUUCAACGCCAACGGUACCGUCGUCACACCCUCUGGCUCCUCAUCCUCCGUGAACCCAACGAACACCGCGGCCACCGGUGGUGGCUCUAGUUCUGGCUCUUCGGGCAGUUCCGGCUCUUCGGGCGCGAAGACCACUGGUUCUUCUGGUGCGAUCAUGAGCCGCGAGGCCGGCAUGGGCGCAUUGGUUGCCAGCAUUGCUGCGCUGUUCGCGUGGACUCUGCUCUGA
Molecule: messenger RNA, 1179 nt
Organism: Fibroporia radiculosa
Lineage: Eukaryota; Fungi; Basidiomycota; Agaricomycetes; Polyporales; Fibroporiaceae
Exons: 8
Coding region: 1-1179 (392 amino acids)
Biological process (GO): glucan catabolic process
Molecular function (GO): hydrolase activity, hydrolyzing O-glycosyl compounds
Source: RefSeq, a predicted model, not a curated record